AUGUUCUUCAAAAUAGGCAUCAUCCUCUUGGUGAUAACCUUGAUAAGAGCUGAAAAAUUAACUCUAGCAGAUAUCGAUGAUUCAAUUACCCUAAACUCUGAUGUCAUCACCAGAAAUGCUGCCCAAGCUUACAGACUACCAGUUAACGUGAUUCCUCUAGAAUAUGAUAUAUUUAUUGACCUAUUCUUUUCGGAAAACAGAGACAAACCCUUUAGCUACAAUGGCAAAGAGAAUAUUAUUAUACAAGCAGUGGAGAGAAAUGUCAAUCAAAUAGUACUACAUGCUAACGUUGAUAUGAUCAAUGCUGUUUCUCUAACAACAGACGAUGGAAGAAUAGUAACAAUGAACGCAAAUCAACCUUUCUUUUUGGAACGGCAAUACCAUUUCUUGAGAAUAAAUCUGAUUGAAACGUUAGAAGUUAACAAGAACUAUACGUUAAUGAUUGACUACUCGAGCACUAUGAAUGAUGGGCCGAUGAAGAGAGGCAUUUGGCGGGGAUGGUAUAAAGAUGCUGAUGGCGUUGAAAGAAUAUACGCAACAACACACUUCCAACCCUAUAACGCCAGACAAGCUUUUCCUUGUUGGGAUGAACCGUUAUUUAAGGCAGUUUUCAAAGUUCAUUUAUCUGCGCCUCAAAGCUACUCAAAAGUUUUCUCAAACACAGACAUAGAAUCAGUUACAACUGACCUGACAUCUGGACGUAGUACAACCAACUUCUACGCUUCACCCGUAAUGUCUUCUUACCUUGUAACAUUCCUUGUGAGUGAAUCAUUCCAAGUGAUUGCCGAAGACAAAUCCUUUAAUCCUCCAAUCAGGAUAAUUGGCAGAUCCAAUACUAUGGGACUCGCUGACCACGCUUUACAUUUAGCGGUGAAAAUGACUGAAUUCUUUGACAGUUACUUUGAAAUCCCAUACUCUUCCCUUCAUCCAUAUUUACUGAAUGAUCAUAUUUCCUCACCUGAUUGGGCAUCAGCUGGAACUGAAAAUUGGGGUAUGGUAAGCUACAGAGAGUUAUAUUUAGUAAUAGACCCCCGUGAAACGAUUAUGUCAGUAGAACAUUACGCAGCAACAUUAGUAUCACACGAGUUGGCUCAUAAAUGGAUGGGCAACCUAAUUACAUGCUAUUGGUGGAGUAACACUUGGAUCAAUGAAGGCUUUGCUAGUUAUUUUGGAUAUAUAGCAACUCAUGCUGUAUUCCCUGAAUAUGAAUUACAUGAACAUUUCAACUCAAGAUAUUUACAAAACAGUUUGUCGUUUGAUUCUGGCGUGUCCACGGUGCCCCUGAAUCAUGACGUGAAUACUCCAGCCCAGGUGACCGGUCAUUUUGGAACCAUAAGUUAUUCUAAAGGCGCUGCAUUCCUUAGAAUGCUUGUGGAUAUGAUUACGCCGGAAACGUUUAGGAAGGCCUGCAAAUACUUCUUAACAGACAAUGCAUAUCAAGCAACGGACCAAUACGACCUCUACAAUGCUUUUGCUAAAGCCAUACGAGAAGAUGGCUCUUUGAACAGCUAUCAACACUUCAAUUUCACCGACUUUUAUCGCAUUUGGGUAAAUGAGGCUGGUUAUCCCAUCUUGAAUGUCGAGGUCAAUUAUGCAGCGGGUGAAAUUCAACUGAGCCAAGAAAGGUUCUUCUUAAGUGGAACAGCGCAACCCACAGGCCAAAUAUAUCCGAUACCAAUCACAUAUUCCACCAAGUCGAAACCUGAAUUCGAAAACCUAAGACCUGCUUUGAUGAUGACGGGUAACAGGGCUGUGCUGCGAACAAAUACUGCUGAAGAAUGGGUUAUGUUCAACCAUCAACAACAUGGUCUUUAUAGAGUCAACUACGAUGAGAAGACGUGGAAUUUAAUAGCUGAUGCCUUAUUGGAGGAACCUGAAUCUAUUCACUAUUUGAACAGAGGUCAAGUCGUAGACGACGUAUUUGCUCUAAUGAGAUCCGGAAGAAUGACGUACGAUUUUGGCUUCAAAAUCCUUCGAUUCCUUCGCAACGAGGUUAACUACCACGUUCUGAAUCCCGCUAUUUCUGGCUACACCUGGCUACGUAAUCGUUUCGCACAUAUGCCGGAAACGCAAUCUACUUUUGAUGCUCAUAUUCUUAGCUAUUUGGAACACGCUAUUAAUACGUUAGGCUUUGAACCAGCCGCUAAUGAAACCGCAACUACGAGUCUUACUCGGCAAGAAGUUCUGCAUUUUGCUUGUACAAUGGGACAUGAACGAUGUGUAACGGAAUCCAAAAACCGAUUCGCUGCUAUGAGGAGGGGGACAUGGAUUGAUCCUCGCAUCCGACGUAACGUAUAUGUAGUUGGUGUAAGAGAGGGAGGCGCUGACGAUUUUAACUUCCUUCUAAAUCGCUUCCACUCAUCCAACUACGCAAAUGAUCAACUGGAGAUGUUAAGGGGCUUAGGUGCCACUCGGGACCCGCAGCUUCUAACUAGAUAUCUCGAGCUAACACUGACGAAAGAAGUUAGAUCACAUGAUAAAGUCAACUCAUUUAACUAUGCACUCUUGGGUAAUAGAAUAAAUGCUGUUACUGUUCUACAGUUUGUCAAAAAUAACAUCGAAGCUAUAAGAAAGGAAUACGUAGAAGACGCACCACCAAACCCAGUUCACACGGCACUCUCCAAUCUAGCUGGCUACUUGGAUGAAGAAUAUUUAGUUGAGUAUGAAACCUGGCUUCGCACUACUCAAAGCAACUCAGCACAGUUCAGCACUGCCAUAUCCGCAAUAAACUCCGCCCGAAACAACAUGGCUUGGGGAACAGCGAAUGCUGACAUUGUUCUGUCAGCUACUAGAUCAGGAGCGACUAGCGCAGUCAUUUCAUCUACAUUGCUAUUGAUCGUUACUCUUGCUUCUGUUACUUUCUGA
Messenger RNA from Zerene cesonia (dogface butterfly), 2865 nucleotides. Its product is annotated as membrane alanyl aminopeptidase-like. The record is from RefSeq and is a predicted model, not a curated record. Lineage: Eukaryota; Metazoa; Arthropoda; Insecta; Lepidoptera; Pieridae. Gene Ontology annotation, biological process: proteolysis; peptide catabolic process. Gene Ontology annotation, cellular component: cytoplasm. Gene Ontology annotation, molecular function: metalloaminopeptidase activity; zinc ion binding; peptide binding. The transcript has 15 exons. The coding region runs from base 1 to 2865 and encodes 954 amino acids.